Messenger RNA from Musa acuminata subsp. malaccensis (wild Malaysian banana), 2775 nucleotides. RefSeq names its product protein MALE DISCOVERER 2. The record is from RefSeq and is a predicted model, not a curated record. Gene Ontology annotation, biological process: protein phosphorylation. Gene Ontology annotation, molecular function: protein kinase activity; protein binding; ATP binding. Lineage: Eukaryota; Viridiplantae; Streptophyta; Magnoliopsida; Zingiberales; Musaceae.
AACUCCACAUCCACCGGAUUCGGAGCUCGACAUGCGUCGUCCUCCCUCCCCCAGCCUACAAUGCAACCUCCCCUCCUCCUCUUCCUCUCCUUUUGAUCGUCGUCGCACCAUGUGUUGAAAGAUGAGGGGCCCCAUUUGAAGAUUCAAGCUCUUGGCUUGCUUGAAGGCGCCGCUGAAGUCGAAGAGGGGGAGCUGUUGUAGAUAGGUUUUCGUGGAAGAGAAUUCGCCGAACGAGUUUGAGAAGAAUGGGGGGUCGAUGGAAUCUGUUCCGUUUCCAUUUACACAAGGUGUUAUGCGUGGUCCUGAUGAUCCACCUCCUCGGCGAUGAGUGCUUGUCGAUCAACCUCGAAGGGUUAUCGCUGUUGGAAUUCCGUUCGAGAGUGGAGUCUGAUCCUUACGGGGCAUUGCAGAAUUGGAAUCCCAGCGACGACGACCCCUGCAAUUGGACCGGUGUUCAUUGCGCCGAUGGUAAAGUAGUCACGUUGAACCUUAAAGAAUUUUCUCUGCGAGGAAUUUUGGCACCUGAGCUUGGGAAUCUCAGUCACCUGAGAGCUCUUGUACUUUACAGAAACAAUUUUUAUGGUGUCAUCCCUAAGGAGAUUGGAGGACUAACCAUGUUGGAGCUCUUAGACUUGAGGAACAACAUGCUAAAUGGUACAAUUCCCAAGGAGAUUGGAGAAAUUCUCUCUCUCAAGCAUCUUCUGCUUUGCCAUAACAAGUUGCAAGGCAACACACUUCUGAUCCAAAAUCCUAACAUGCACUUUGAUCUGAUGCAUGAUCAGAACCUUUCUUGUGAUAUGGCUAAUAAUCUGGGUCAUGUUAACAGGAAAGUUAAGAAUUGCUUCUGGGAGACUGGUUGGCAAACGCUGAAGAAAUUUAACUCCUUUCUGAUCCCAUUUGAAGGAAGAAUUAUACAGAUCCUUGAUAUUUCACCCCUAAGAGUUUUGCUUCCAAGCCUUAGAUCUGAAGGAAGUCUUGCGGAUGGACAAAAGGAAAGAAACAAUUAUUUAGCCACUGGUUUUGGUGAGCCAUAUAUAGCAUCAAAUGUACAUGUACCAACUGCACGCCGUAGGCUGGUUGAAGAAACCAGAAACCUCCCUGCUGCUCCUGGAAGCAAUGGUCCUGUACUUCAAGCUGUCACUGUUCCACCUAUUGCAAGUGGUUCAUUUCCUGCAAUAAGAGAUAAAUCUAAACUAAAGCCAGCCCCAGCUCCUAUACCUCCUCAAACUCCAGCACCUGUUUCUCCUUCGAAAACUCCUCCUGAAUCAACACCGACAAAGCCUACGGAUUCUGCUGGGAAUGAUAUUCCGUUGAACAAAAAAUCAGCAACAUGGUUAUACGUUCUUGUUCUUCCGGCAGCUGCUUUGCUUCUUACCCUGGUGACAUGCAUGUUUUUGGUUUGCCGCAGCAAGAAUUCAUCUACUAUAGGUCCUUGGAAAACUGGCCUAAGUGGUCAGUUACAGAAGGCAUUUGUAACAGGGGUACCAAAAUUAAAGCGCCCAGAGCUUGAAGCUGCUUGUGAGGAUUUCAGCAAUAUUGUUGUCAGCUAUCCAGAUUUCACAAUCUACAAGGGAACAUUAUCAAGUGGGGUCGAGAUAGCAGUAGUAUCGACCACCAUCACAUCUACCGAUGAUUGGUCAAGGCAUUCAGAAUUUCUUUUCAGGAAAAAGAUAGACACGCUGUCUCGUAUGAAUCACAAGAACUUUGUCAACCUCCUCGGUUACUGUGAGGAGGAUGAGCCAUUUAUGAGAAUGAUGGUCCUUGAAUAUGCACCUAAUGGCACACUCUAUGAGCAUCUUCAUGUAGAAGAAUUUGAGCAACUUGAUUGGAGUGCUAGAAUGAGGAUAAUUAUGGGGAUGGCCUACUGUAUCCAGCACAUGCAUGAGCUGAACCCAUCCGUGCCCCAUCCCAACCUGCAGUCGAGCUCGAUCCUCGUAUCAGAGGAUUUUGCUGCCAAGAUUGCGGAUGUCAGUGUUUGGAAAGAAAUUGUCAGCGAGGGAAAGACAAAUGGAGACGAUGACCUUGAUCCCUCUGAAUCCCUUUCUGCAGAUCCUGCAGGCAAUGUUUAUAGUUUUGGAAUCCUGUUGUUAGAAAUAGUUUCUGGAAAGGUUCCAUAUUCUGAAGAACAAGACUCCCUUCUGAACUCGGUUGUGGAGUACCUCAAUGGUAAUGGUGGUGUUGGCUCCUUGGUUGAUCCCAGUUUGAAGACCCAUAAAGAAGAGGAACUAGUGAUCAUUUGCGAGAUCAUCCAAGCUUGCAUCAAUCCCGAGCCGAGCAAGAGGCCGACCAUGAAGGAAGUUACUUCUAAGUUGAGGGCAGUGAUUGCGAUUUCACCCGAAGCAGCCACACCAAGACUCUCUCCACUUUGGUGGGCAGAACUCGAGAUCCUGUCGGUCGAAGCGAGCUGAUCCCCCUGAAAUUUCGUGUUGCUCCAUCCAAACCCGGACCUCUUUGUAGAACUACGCGGCAACUUUCUUGUAUAUUGGUCGUCCAUCGUCAUGUGAACCUCAAUGUGCUCAUCUUCCUGCUCUUUGUUGUACGGUUGAACCAUCGGAGAUCCAUCAUCCUCUUUCUUUAGCCAUAGUGUUCAAUUGUGAACCAGGGGUCUUCCGCAGUCUAUAGGCUUUGCGAGAGACCAGGGUGUGUCGAUACAGAUCUACUACGAACUUGAAUAUGUAUAAUCAUUGUAUGUUCGAUUACCGCAACUUGGUGCAUUGGGGACCAAGAUUAUAUGACCAGAGUGUAAAUUCCUUAAUAUUUCUCUGUUGUACUUGA